Messenger RNA from Silurus meridionalis, 3453 nucleotides. It is a transcript of the gene hmgcrb, whose product is annotated as 3-hydroxy-3-methylglutaryl-CoA reductase b. Gene Ontology annotation, cellular component: peroxisomal membrane; endoplasmic reticulum membrane. Gene Ontology annotation, molecular function: NADP binding; protein binding; hydroxymethylglutaryl-CoA reductase (NADPH) activity. The coding region runs from base 178 to 2775 and encodes 865 amino acids. Lineage: Eukaryota; Metazoa; Chordata; Actinopteri; Siluriformes; Siluridae. The record is from RefSeq and is a predicted model, not a curated record. Gene Ontology annotation, biological process: isoprenoid biosynthetic process; coenzyme A metabolic process; sterol biosynthetic process. The transcript is spliced from 20 exons.
AUCACGUGACCAGUGCAUGCUGUGUUACGUCACACUUAUGGGCGUGUCUCUCCGCUCUCGUUGACUCAUGGACGCCAUUAUUGAGGGCGGAUUACAUCAGUCAGCUUCGCGGUGCAUGGACGCGCUCCGUACAGCGGCUUAACUCAUGAAGGUGACCCGCUGAGCCCAGUUACAGUGAUGAUGCUGACCCGCCUUUUCAGGCUUCAUGGCCUGUUUGUGGCCUCUCACCCCUUGGAGGUGAUCGUGGGAACAAUCGCUGUGACCAUCUGUCUCAUGUCCAUGAAUGCCAUCGCAAGUGGAGACCAGAUCUGUGACUGGAAGUACCAGUGUCCUAAAGCGCAAGAGAAAAUCCUGAGCAGCGACAUCCUCAUUCUAACGCUCACCAGGUGCACGGCCAUCAUCUACAUCUACGUGCAGUUCAAAAACCUGAGGCAGCUCGGCUCCAAGUACAUGCUCGGCAUCGCUGGACUCUUCACCGUGUUCUCCAGCCUCGUCUUCAGCAUCGUGGUCAUUCAUUUCCUUGGCAAAGAGCUCACAGGCCUCAAUGAAGCGCUGCCUUUCUUCCUGUUGCUGAUCGACCUGUCGAAAGCCUGCACGCUGGCCAAGUUCGCGCUCAGCUCCAACUCUCAGGAGGAGGUGAGGGAGAACAUUGCUCAGGGAAUGGCCAUCCUGGGCCCAACUUUCACCCUGGAUGCAGUGGUGGAGUGCCUGGUAAUCGGAGUAGGAACCAUGUCUGGAGUGCGACAGCUGGAGCUGGUGUGUUGUUUCGGCUGCAUUUCCGUCCUGGCGAACUACUUCGUCUUCAUGACCUUCUUCCCUGCCUGCGUCUCUCUGGUGCUGGAGCUUUCGAGAGAGAGCAGAGAGGGGCGGCCGAUCUGGCAGCUGAGUCACUUUGCUCACGUGCUGAAGGAAGAAGAGGACAACAAACCCAACCCUGUCACACAGCGCGUCAAGAUUAUUAUGUCUCUGGUGCUGGCGUUGGUUCAUGCACACACACGCUUGCUGGCUGAGUCUCCUUCCAACAACUCCUCGGGCUCUGCUGUGGAUCUGCACGGCCCCAACAUCGACACACACACAACCAUGACCAGUUUGGACAUGGAGCAGGUCAUCACUCUGGCUCUGGCUCUCCUGCUGGCUGUGAAGUACGUCUUCUUCGAGCAGGUGGAAAACGAGUCCUCCUUGUCAAUCAAAAUCCCACAGACCUUCCUGACCAAUAAGAGAGCAGAAGAGGAGUGUUGUAGGAGGGACAUAGCUUUACCCAGAAUCCCCCACACAACGAACACAGAUCUGAAUCCAGCGCCACUUUUCAUCCCGGACAGCAGAGAUAAAGAGACUCGGCAACAGGCAGUGUCGUGUCCUUCUGCUCAGAGACCUGCAGCAGAGGAAGAGUGGGAGGAGAGAGAAACACAAAUCCCUGCAACUUCAGUCCAACCUCGUCCUCUUAACGAGUGCAUGAGGAUCCUCAGAGACCCACAGCAAGGCCCACGUUGUCUAAGUGACACUGAAGUGAUAGCACUGGUGGAGAACAAGAGCAUUCUGGGAUACCGCCUGGAGUCAGAGCUUGAGACUCCGGAAAGGGGCGUGGCCAUACGGAGGGAAAUGUUGGUGUGUAAGUUGCCCCGGCCCUCAGCCCUGGAGCACCUCCCCUACACAGGCUACGACUACUCCAAGGUAAUGGGCACAAACUGUGAGAACGUGAUUGGUUAUGUGCCUGUGCCAGUGGGCGUGGCUGGACCGCUGCUAUUAGAUGGAAAGGAGUUUUACGUUCCCAUGGCGACGACCGAGGGCUGUUUGGUAGCCAGCACUAACCGAGGCUGCAGGGCUAUCACUCUCUCAGGUGGAGCGAGUGCACGUGUCCUGGCUGAUGGUAUGACUCGGGGUCCGGUGGUUCAGCUGCCGUCAGCGUGUAAAGCUGCAGAAGUAAAAUCCUGGCUAGAAAGUUCUGACGGCUUCAGUUCACUUAAACACGCCUUCGACAACACCAGCAGGUUCGCUCGGCUGGACCGUCUGCAGGUCUGUCUGGCUGGCAGGAACCUCUACAUCCGCUUCCAGUCUCAGACCGGUGACGCCAUGGGCAUGAAUAUGCUCUCUAAGGGUUCAGAGCAUGCAUUACGCAGACUGCAGGAACAGUUCCCUGAGGUACGCGUUUUGGCCGUGAGCGGAAACUACUGCACCGACAAAAAACCUGCGGCCAUCAACUGGAUCCACGGUCGAGGGAAAUCCACAGUGUGCGAAGCCACGAUCCCGGCGCGAGUGGUGCGAGAGGUGCUGAAGACGAGCACUGCAGCUCUGGUAGAGCUGAAUAUCAGCAAGAACCUGGUGGGUUCCGCCAUGGCUGGCAGUGUGGGCGGCUUCAACGCACAGGCCGCUAACAUCGUAGCAGCCAUUUACAUCGCAUGUGGACAGGACCCAGGUCAGACAGUAGGCAGCAGUAACUGUAUCACUCUAAUGGAGGCCGUCGGGCCACAGGGAGAGGAUCUGUGUAUAUCCUGCACCAUGCCGUCUAUAGAGUUGGGCACCGUCGGAGGGGGCACAAACUUACCCCCGCAGCAAGCCUGUCUGCAGAUGCUGGGCGUACAGGGUGCGAGUGCAGACCACCCUGGGGAAAACUCGCGCACUUUGGCGCAGGUGGUAUGUGCGGCGGUGACGGCGGGAGAACUCUCGCUCAUGGCUGCUCUCGCUGCUGGACAUCUCGUCAAGAGUCACAUGACUAUGAACAGAUCAACAGUUAACCUACAGGAAAUCUCCACCUCGACGCUGAAGGAUCCUUCCUGAUGGUGCAUUCUGGGAAAACGAGAGUCUACGCUUGCUACAGAAUUACCGACUCUCAGGACUUGUUUUUUUUUUUUUCUUUCCAAGGAAAAACUCAGCAGAAGCAGAAUUCUCAGAUCCAUGUUUGUGCUUCUGGAGCAGCUUUGCACUAGUGUUUGGACAGUGAUGAAUGUAUGCGCUAACGAUGAAGUAUUGUGACUUGGUGAAGCACUGUAUAAACCGUAUAAAGCCGCGCUGCGUCGAGGCGGAGAUCACACGUAUUUAAAAAAGAAAAAAAAGAGACGAGACGAGUUUCAGGCGUAACAGUGACAUCACUACUAAAAGCUCAUUCUGUGGUACACUAAAUUCUGGAUUUUUUCCAGAUGUCUGCUUUCUGUUCUGGUGUGUUGAAGCUCAGUGUCAAAUGUAAGUCACUGUUCACACAGUUGUUUUUUUCCGUUUAUAGUUACGCUUCUCGUCGAGUAACUUUUUUUGGACUAACACGCACACACACACUCAGCCCUGAUCCUGCAAAACAAAAUAACAUUAAAGCCAUAUGACUCUCAACUUCAUGAACCGUAUUGUUUCGUUAAAUCUUGUUUAAUAAUGAAUUUAAAAUUCAACAUGACUGUAUUUUUUGUUUGUUUAAUAAAAUUGCAAUAAAAUAAAUAACGCGCAGUCAUUCGGAUCUGCUGCAAACCA